Messenger RNA from Prunus dulcis (almond), 1323 nucleotides. RefSeq lists its product as uncharacterized. Lineage: Eukaryota; Viridiplantae; Streptophyta; Magnoliopsida; Rosales; Rosaceae. The transcript is spliced from 2 exons. The record is from RefSeq and is a predicted model, not a curated record. The coding region runs from base 256 to 1017 and encodes 253 amino acids.
CUGCAGAUUUCAGAUUUCUUCCUUCAAUUUUUUUAGUCCUCGUGUACAUUUAUAGGGUACAAAGAAUGCACUUGGCGCGCAAUUGACCUUUCUAUAAAUGCUUUUGGCCUUUUGUGUUUUGUUCAACUUUCAUAUCUCAUAUGAAUGAAGAGAAAGGUAAGGAGAGAAAAACCAAGGGAAGGGAGCAGAAACCAAGUACUUGUAAGCCACCACCAACAUUUGCCUUAGCCUCUGCCAUUUGCAUCCUUGCAACUAAUGGAAGUUCAGUGCAGUCCUUGGGAACUUUGCUAUCAGGAAGAGGGGAUACAAGAGUUGAAGCAUUCUCUUCUGUACACAACCUUGGAGCUUGAGACAACAAUUUUGUCAGCAAAGGAGAAGAUUGCAAAGAGAGAAGAAGAACUUGUUCAGCUCAAAGAUCUCCUAAGAAGAACCGUCCAAGAGAGAGAUGAGGCUCAAGCAAAAUGCCAAAGGCUAGUUUUGGACAAGCUCAAGCUCCAACAAGAGCUGCAAAAACAGCAAAAACAACAAGAUCAAGAAGUAGUUGCUGCACAAAAUGAGGAAAUUGAAUCAAAAGGCAGGGAUUCAAACAACAAACAUUUUGCCUCUUCUGACUCUGAUGAAACCAUCACUGCAUCACCAAAUGCAGACCGAAUUACGAUCCCACCACCAUUGUCGCCACAACCACAAGCUGCCUCAAAAUUGGGAGCUGAGAAGCCAUUAGUAUUGCCAGAGAAGGGGAAGCUACUGCAAGCAGUAAUCGAAGCCGGACCACUCCUUCAAAACCUUCUCCUGGCUGGACCUCUGCCUCAGUGGCAGCACCCUCCUCCCCAGCUCAAAUCCAUUGAGAUUCCACCGGUUGCAAUCUUUCCUCCAACGCGGCAGCGUCUUCUGCCCCAAGACUCCUGCAUUAGCAGUAACAUUAGCUGUUUCAGCAACAAGAGAAGCCUGAUGCACUGUGAUGAGCCUGGUUCUGAUUCUUCACCCAUCACCAAGUACCAAAAGCUUGUUCUGCAUUGACCAAAACUGCUUUUUUACUUUUUGGUUACAUGAUUUUUCUAAGGCUGCCCAUCUUUUUCACACUGUCACACAUGCAAAGGUAGCAGCAUGAAAUGGAUGGCCACAAUGCCUCAGUUUGAAAAUUGUUUCAAACACCAGCCAGUCUUAGAAAUGAAAAAUCCUAACUUGUUUGAUUUAGCAUAUAUAUGUUGGAUGGAGACUUGAAUCUAUAUCUCUUUCAGCAUUUAGCUGCUCUAAAAUCUGUAGUUGAUGUGAAAUUAAUGGGAGAUCAAAUUAGAAUCUCCAAAUUAUGGUAACCAAAUUUCA